AUAUUUAAGUUGUAGUAUCGUCAUUUUUAAAGUCUUAUAAAAAUAAUACACGGUAAUCAUGGUGCGUUAUGGAAUUUUACCACCAGCAGAAUCAGGCAAAUUCAUAAGUGAACGAGCUCACCACGUUAAAAUUCACGAAAAUGGCUUAGAUAAGCUUUGUCAAGAGAUGUUCUCAGCUGUAAAAAACAAUAAACUUCAAAUACCGGAUACAGGUACAGAUGCUAUACAUCCUAAUAACGAACAUCCGCGUGCAGUCGACUGGGUGUUUGUGUGUGAUGCAUUGAACUUCUGCUUCUGGCCAAAGAGUGAGGAAGAACAAUGGACAGUCAAUGGGCAUACUGGUUAUUUUGCUUUGGAAGCUGCUUUACACAGAGCAUUACAGGAAGGAUAUGACAUCACAAAUCCAGAGUUUUACUCAACAAUAAGCGAAAAAAAAUUGACACAUAUAUUUCGAGGCGACACCGAGGCUAAAAUACCAUUAUAUGUAGAAAGAGAAAAUGUGCUACACGAUGUUGGAUUAAUAUUAUGUGAAAAAUAUAAUGGAACUUUUGAGAAUUGUAUUAAAGAAGCUAAUAAGUCUGCGAUAAAGUUAUUAGAGAUAGUCGUUGUUAACUUUCAAUGUUUCCGAGAUGAAGCAAUUUAUAAGAACCAAGCAGUAUCAUUCUACAAACGAGCGCAGAUAUUGGUCGCAGAUUUGUGGAACUUCUUUGAUGGCAGGGGAUGGGGAGAGUUCUAUGAUAUUGAUAAGUUGACCAUGUUUGCUGAUUAUAGAGUGCCGCAAGUACUGGUAUAUUUUGGAGUUAUGAGUUACAGUGAUGAGCUGAUGGAGAAAUUGAAGAAUGACAUCCUUCUCACCAGUGGAUCAGAGGAAGAGAUAGAAAUACGGGGUUGUUCAAUACACGCCGUUGAGUUGCUAAAACAAAAACUAUCACAGCGAAUUGAAAAAUCUGGAAAAAACUAUGAAGUUCCUAACUCAAGCCUCAUUGACUACUAUCUGUGGUGUUACAGACGGAAAAAUGCUAAGGAAAUGGAAAAGAUUCCUUAUCAUAAAACUUUAGGAAUAUUUUAUUAAAUAUUUCAGAUUAUGGAUUACAGCUUAUUGAAAAUAGUUGACAAUAGUUGACAGAUUUAUAAAAAAAUUGGAGAGCUCUACAGUAAUUUAAAUGUAAAGCCUAAGAAACUGAAAAAGAUUAGUGUCAAACUAUGGCUAACUUGUUAUAUGCGUUUACUAUUAAUUGUCAAACAUUUAUUUGUGUAAAGUUUGUCUAUUUGACAAAUUGUUGAAAUUGUAAGGCGUUAUUCCUUAUAUGUAAAUAUUGCUUCUUUACUUUGUUUUGUGUAUAAAAUAUAAAUAUUAUACAAAAUAUGUGUGUGAUACCUAUGGGAAGUAUGACAGUUUGAUAUUUUUAUAAAUAAAACUACUUAAUACUGUU
Molecule: messenger RNA, 1433 nt
Organism: Melitaea cinxia (Glanville fritillary)
Lineage: Eukaryota; Metazoa; Arthropoda; Insecta; Lepidoptera; Nymphalidae
Product: queuosine salvage protein
Exons: 4
Coding region: 59-1072 (337 amino acids)
Source: RefSeq, a predicted model, not a curated record